CCCAGGCAUAUAGAACUCGGCGCAGUUUUGUUCUAAAAAUAAACAUUUUUCUUUCAAACCUGGUCCCAGCUGCACUUUGGUGUUAGAGGUUUCUUUUUAUGUUGGUGAAGUAUCUUUAGCUAGGAAAAUUCAUAAUUUGGAAGCCCAAUCGCCCAGCUGUUUAGAAGCGUGUGCUCGCCAAUCCCGUCCGGCUGGCCCACGGACGGUACAGGAAAGAAAGGCCUUCGCUACACCAUCGGUGAUGUGGAGCUUAGCCCCUCGAUCCGACAAAGCGCAUCGAUGUCCGCCAGCCACCACCGGAUGAUUAUGUAUCCCUAGUGUACGCAGAGGGAACCAGCGCACCAUUCGCCGCCCCUUCCCGGGUGGGGAGCCUAGCAACGGAGUGAACACGCAGGAAUAACAAUGGGAAAUCCAAGCUUAACUUACGAGAUUUUACUAUAUCUCAACUCGUUCUAUUUCGGAAUGUUCGCUACCUGCGAGCUGGGAAUGCUCACGCUGAAGGCAGUCAAUUUAAAGUAUCCGGAUCACAUUCUGCUUCGUGAGGCGUGCAUUCUAGUGGCGCUGUGUUUGGUAGAAACGAUCCGAAUCAUUCUCGGCAGGCGGGGCAGUCUUAGCGAUCACGGCUGGCAAGUAAUUUUGUCCGUAUUUCUCACUAUUCCCUGUGGAAUGGGCGUAGGAUAUCUUCUUUUUUACCAGCUGCACCGGCUACGCCUGGAGUACAUCCUAUGUGCCUUAAUGUUAUCACUACAGGCAGCAGAACUGUUCUUCGCAAUACUGUUCGUAUUCACGCUCUGUCGACCGCCUUCCUACGAUUAAUCGCUCUGUAGACUACUACUGCACGGCCGCAACUGGUGCAGUCACGCAUAUUUUCGGCAGUGGGAUAAUUCCUAACGACUUACCGUUCCUGGCCGUGUCCACGAUACUGCCGCGGUGCGCAUCCGAAUUGUGGCACAGAUAUCGCAGUCGUCGUUGCGAAACCAAUAUGUGCCCGUUCGGAUCGGAUAGAACCACCGCCAAAUUCACCAACAUGAUCAUCAUCACCAUCAUCGUCAUCAUCUUGCUCAAAUGGCCAAACCAACACGAUAACAACAACAACAAAACAAAAACUGUGCCAUCGUAAGGCUGGUAGUUACUAGGUGCCACGUAGUUUAUCGUAAAGAGACAGAGCGACCAUUUGUAUGCUGGCAACAUCAUGCGACAAUACUGGUCGCGUGAAAUACACACCGUAUCAUGGACAUGGGCGUUAGAAUAGGCAGAGCAAAGCAAACGUAGUCGGCUUUCGAAAAGGGGUCGAACUGCAGUAGGGUAGACAGGAUGCUUAAUUGCGCACAGCGCGCCCCGUGCUGUGGCUAGCGAGAACUUUUUUUCAGUUUAAUGACUUAUACUGGCACCGCCUUUUCUAAAGAUGCGCACUAUCAUAGAAUUCACCCGAUAGGCUUUCCUAAACCUAAGUGCACAAAAGUGAGUCUUUUCAUUCAAUACCAAAGAGCUUGAUUUCUAGUCUAGAAGUAUAACUACAUUAAAGCAACAUUUUCGAUCUGCGAAAGAUACCCGUUGCCGGAACGUGGUACUUUCUUUUACCUACUCAAAUACUGCAUGUUUGUAAUAUACCCUACACUUUUUUCUAUCGUACGCUGCAGAGUUGCACCUUUACCUUGACGGUUGCAUUCUCUUAAAAAAAACUAUAAAAAUCAAAACUACUACUAGCAAUAGCAACAAAAUGGGCAGCGACAAAAUAAGCGGGUUUCAGAAAAUCUUAGAAACUAGACAUUGUUGAUACAUGCAUGUGGUAAUGCGACAAUUCUUAGAUAAAUUUGGAAUAUAAAAUUUGUAUCUGCUCAUCUGUGUCAAAUAUCAGGUACCAGUGGGUACAUGCGCAAAAGAGGAAGGACAAUUAAAAGCAAAUACUUCAAUAUUUCAUCAAUCUUGUAAUAAUACAGCGUCAUAAAAUUUUGAAACAUGUUUACUUAAGUGUAGUGAACCGGAAGGUUUGAAAAAAAAAACACGCAUAUAUCAAUCCACUCAAUAACUGACCAGUAAUAAACAUACGUGCACGUUUGAACAUUGCGUGAUUGUGACGAAGAAUAUCGCUCCCGUUCCGACCGUGUAAAAUUGCACACAAGCGUGUGUGGUGUGUCCUGUUUUAGGAUUUUGUUGGCAAUAGUAUACAUCGUAUGGUUGAUAUUAGCAGAAUCCAAGCCCAAUGUAUCUAGACAAGGUAAACCGUUUCAAAUACAACACCUCGACAAAUAA
Molecule: messenger RNA, 2253 nt
Organism: Anopheles arabiensis
Lineage: Eukaryota; Metazoa; Arthropoda; Insecta; Diptera; Culicidae
Product: transmembrane protein 216-like
Exons: 2
Coding region: 403-816 (137 amino acids)
Biological process (GO): non-motile cilium assembly
Cellular component (GO): ciliary transition zone
Source: RefSeq, a predicted model, not a curated record